Manihot esculenta (cassava) is the source of this 1275-nucleotide messenger RNA. RefSeq names its product F-box protein At4g18380. Lineage: Eukaryota; Viridiplantae; Streptophyta; Magnoliopsida; Malpighiales; Euphorbiaceae. The coding region runs from base 127 to 1152 and encodes 341 amino acids. The record is from RefSeq and is a predicted model, not a curated record. The transcript has a single exon. Gene Ontology annotation, molecular function: protein binding.
CGUUAACUCAGCCUGGCGCUUUUGGCUAUCCAGAGACUUUUUGUAUCUUUCUCUUUUAUUGCUCUUCAAGAUUCAAAAGCCAGCUUCUCAUUCUUGAAUCUCAACAGCACAGAUAAAACAAUCCCAAUGAGCUCUUUACAGGAAGAAGAUUUCUUUGAUGGUCUUCCAGACCCACUUCUUCUUCUCAUCUUCAUCAAGCUAAAAGAUGCUAAAUCUCUCAUACGAUGCCUCUCAGUCUCCCGUCGUUUUGCUUCUCUUGUCUUCCAAACUGACACAGUCUUUCUUUCCAUCUCUCCUCACAAACCCAACUCAAAAUCAAGCCAUGGAUUACGCAUAAACAUUUUGAGGAAUAUUUUCUUCAAGCUCAUUGCCAAGCCACUCCAAUUUUUUCACCAUAGGAUAGCUCCUAACAAGUCUCCUGCUAGGAACUCUGGUAAUCUCUCAUAUUACUCUCCUAGUGAAGUUCUGAAGCGCUUCAAAGAUGUUCAAUCUCUGCACAUAGAGGUUCCUUCUCAUGUUAGGAAGAUGGGUUUGGAGGGUAAUGGUUCAUUGCUUAAAUGGAAGGCUGAGUUUGAUGCUGAGCUCAAGAAUUGUGUUGUUCUUGGCGCUACUUCUUUUCAAAAAAGCAAACACCAUUCUCAAAACCAGAGAGAAGACAUUGUAGAGCGAGUUUUAACUGAUGAUGAACUCAAGUUACGAGUUGUAUGGACGAUUUCUUGCUUGCUUGAUGCAUCUGCGAGGCAUUGGUUGCUGAAGGAGAUUCUAUCAAAACAUCACAGGCUUGAAAAUGUGACUAUAAGUGAUGUAAAUAAGCAAGGAAAGAUCUAUGUGGGAAAAGAUCAGAUUUGUGAAAUGAGAAAUGCAGUGAAGUUACCGGAAAUAGGAUCAUCAUCAGAGAGAAGCCGAGUUCCGGAUUUGAGCAUGAAGCUAUGGUAUGUGCCUGUACUGGAAUUACCAGAAACAGGUUUCUUGAUGAAGGGAGCAACACUUGUGGUGAUUAGACCUGUUGAUGGGGAGAUCAGAAAUAAUCAUAAUCAUGGUGAUUUGGUGGGUUUUGAUGGAGAUGAAAGUGAAAAAAAGACAUUUGAUGAAGCAGUGAGGGAGAUGAUGAAGAUGAGAAACAACUAUGUGAUGACAAUGAGCUCCUUUUGAGGAUUAGUUUUCAGUUAAAGACAAAUUGUCUGAUUUUUGGAAAUAUCUUGUUAGGAUAGUAUAUUAUAAUUAAGACUGUAUAUAGCCAAUUUUAGUUUUAAGUUUAAUACAAAGAUUUUAAUU